GAUUCCAUGACAAUGGAUCAAGUCCAAGACAGUAUUCGCAAAAGGCUCGUUAAUAUGGAGGGGUCUAACUUUCCCAGACACAUCCCACAAAAAAAGAACGGAGAUAAUCAUAUUGGAGGGUGCGGCUUCUACAUCUUUAAUGGGUAUAAACGGAUUGUUAUUGCCGGCAGCUCAAACCUUAUUGAUGGCACUACUCUUGAUGCUGAACUAAAAGCUUUGGAAAUUGGCUUGAAUGUUGUUGUAGAUUGGAUACUCAAUAUUGCAGUUAUAUUCAUGGAUAGCGUCCGCGUCCAACAAGCUUUGAUGCAUUCUAAUACUAUGACGGCCUGGAGAUUGAACCAAAGAAUUUUCAACAUUAGGAGAAUGCUUAACCUUAAUCAAGUGAAUAUUGAAGUCAUUCCAAGGGAUUGGAACAAUUUAGUAGAUAAGGUAGCAGCUCAUGGCAGAUAAAGACAUGACAUCUCUUUGUUUCAUCAAGGCAAGGACCUUCCAAGAUAGCUGAUAAAGUGGCUUAGGAAGAACAUUUAUUAUCUCAGUUAAGUUUUUGUUUCUUUACUUCUGUUUCCUUUGUUUUUGUAGCGCCUUCUGUUUUUCCAGUUUGUUAACUUUCCUUUCGUUUGUAGGGUUUCUUUGUUCUUUUAAUAAUUCAGCUACUAAAUAGCA
This is a messenger RNA of Dioscorea cayenensis subsp. rotundata (Guinea yam), 663 nucleotides long. RefSeq lists its product as uncharacterized. NCBI's taxonomy places the organism in Eukaryota, Viridiplantae, Streptophyta, Magnoliopsida, Dioscoreales, Dioscoreaceae. Bases 7 to 450 code for a protein of 147 amino acids. Gene Ontology annotation, molecular function: nucleic acid binding; RNA-DNA hybrid ribonuclease activity. The record is from RefSeq and is a predicted model, not a curated record. The transcript is spliced from 2 exons.